GUUCCGACAGCGCGCAGAGGCUGCUACCGACGCAGACACACACGCAGGAUUCACAGAGGUAUUUGGCCAGAUCGGACUAACUGAAACUCGUAGAACAUCUCUUCCCUCAAACCCCGUCUAUAAUUGCGCUCUAAAUAGAGUCUUCCAGCGAGCUGUCGCGGGAUGGCACAGAACCUCAAAGUGUGUGAUCUUGACGAGGCUCUGGCCGCGAAGCUUAAAAAACUCCGUUUCCGGAAAGAACUCACUAGUGCGGCUGUCGUCAUGAAAAUAGACGCAGAAAAGAUGACUGUCAUUGCCGAUCCUGCGGUAGACGAUGAAGAAACAGAGGAUGUGACACCAGAAGAUGUGGCAGGACUGCUACCUACCCACCAGCCACGUUAUGUUGCUUACAGCUAUGCCUACAAACACGAUGAUGGAAGAACAUCAUAUCCACUCUGCUUUAUCUUUGUCAGUCCCCCAGGUUGCAAGCCUGAGAUGCAGAUGAUGUACGCUGGAUCCAAGUUGGGAGUUGUCAAAGAUUGUGGUUUUACGAAGGUUUUUGAGUUGCGAUCUGCAGAAGACCUAACCGAAGACUGGCUGAGGACGAAGCUUCACUUCUUUAGGUGAUCUGGCCCAAACGUGAUUUUACUAGGUUCUACAGGUGUUACGGGCAAUUUGCUGUAUAUACUAAAAUAAUCGUCAGAAUGUUCGCCAAACAGAACAAACACCACUAUCAAUAUUAAGUCAGUGCCAUC
This is a messenger RNA of Geodia barretti, 734 nucleotides long. NCBI's taxonomy places the organism in Eukaryota, Metazoa, Porifera, Demospongiae, Tetractinellida, Geodiidae. The record is from the annotation of a GenBank genome assembly.